Colletes gigas is the source of this 1437-nucleotide messenger RNA. RefSeq lists its product as uncharacterized. The transcript has 7 exons. NCBI's taxonomy places the organism in Eukaryota, Metazoa, Arthropoda, Insecta, Hymenoptera, Colletidae. The coding region runs from base 1 to 1437 and encodes 478 amino acids. The record is from RefSeq and is a predicted model, not a curated record.
AUGGAUUCAAGUUUUGACGAUUGUCUGCGCGACGCUGACAGAUGGCAGCUGUUGUGUCAUUCCUUCCAAUCGGGCAAUAACAAAAACGAAAAUAUGAAAGCUGUACCACAAACGAAGUCCCACUGUCCAUCCGCCAAUACAGUUCUGUUUAAGAAAUUAAGAACCAUCAAGGACGACAUUACGUCUGUGCCAUUGAAUAACACGGAAAUCGUCGCGAAAGCAACCGGAAGGAUCGACGACGCUGCUCGACCCUAUCGUUCGCGCUCGGAUCACAAUCAAAGAAUGUGCUCCAACCAUCAAAAAUUGGCUCCAACGUUUAUGACAAACCGAGUUCAGUUCUUGGAGUCCCAUAACGAGCAACUGUGGGCACGCGUAAAACGACUCAUGCGCGAUUUAGAUUUGACGGAGGCGGUUAUGAAAAGAGGGGAAAUGGCAAGGGCGGAUUUGACGAACAGGUUGCAGGCGUACGAGACUUUUAUCGCGGAAAUGUUUAGGCGGUUAAACGGGACAGGGAUUGUCAAGAUUACGGAUGAAAGUGGAAAGCAGAUCGUUAUACGGAAAGUAAAAACGAAAGAAUUGUCUUAUAUGCGUGGCGAGAAAGACACGCUUGUUUCGAUUCCGGAAAUAUCUCUGGUGAAAAAUAUAGCAAGGAGACACGCGGAGGCCACGGUGAAGUGCAAAGUCGAAAAGGUUUCGCAGGAAAUGAGUACUUUGCCCGACGUAUCGAUAAAGAUCGAGGAAACGGUGGCACAAAGUUCUGGAGACGAUAGAUUAGUUUCUAAAAGAGAGCACACCUACAAUAGACGUCGAGACACGUACAAUUUAAACGAAACCAUCGAUGAACCGUCGCUGUGGGUGAAAAACGAAUUUCCGGAAGUGGUCCCAUCCACGGUGGAAAUCCCGUCGAAUUCUGAGAGUCCACGCGGUUACGUAACGAAAGAGGCCAUGGGCGCGACAAACGAAGCAGACGAUAAUACAUGCAAAGACAAUUGUAAAAUCGAAGAAACUAACCGUGUCGAGGGCAAGGCGAGGAAAAUGAAAAACAGUGCGGUCGACGAUAAAGAAAUUGCGGCAAAAGUGGAUCCAUUCGCGGCUACGAAUUCCCGCGUGUGUUGCUGCGAUUGCCACCGUAAUUGUUCCGCAGCGUCGAUCGCGAACAAGAAAUCUGGCAAAGGAAACGCGCAAGAGUGGGCGCUCGAGUGCCGAUGCGACUUGGAAGUGGCCAACGGAAUAUAUCGAGUGAUCGAUAAAAGCGUGGAGAGCCUGAAACAUUGUCUCAAAACUCAUGCAACGGAAGAUACGUCAUCGGCGAAUGCCACCCAUAUGGGAAAGUUAGAGCAACGGCCGGAAAAUACGGUCGACGACAAAGCAUUUCGAUCGGUGUCGCCCACGAUUUUGAUAACGGGAAAGAACGAUAAGGUUGCGAUCAUUACGUAA